Molecule: messenger RNA, 2514 nt
Organism: Callorhinus ursinus (northern fur seal)
Lineage: Eukaryota; Metazoa; Chordata; Mammalia; Carnivora; Otariidae
Product: cationic amino acid transporter 3-like
Biological process (GO): transmembrane transport; amino acid transport
Cellular component (GO): plasma membrane
Molecular function (GO): amino acid transmembrane transporter activity
Source: RefSeq, a predicted model, not a curated record
ACAGGUUGCAGGAUCCUUGGUGUAGAAAUGUGUGGAGUGUGAGCCUCUCUGAUCACCAAGCCCUGCCAAGCGUCGCUUCACACGUAACGAGGGAGGGAGGAAGGACAAUCAUGAUGAUUUUUCCCUGUUUUACGGAGGGGAGGGCUGAGAGUGGCAGGUAGCUCGUGCGAGAUCAGACGGCUGAUGUGAGAACCUGGAUGGUCUGGCUUCGGAGGUCAGGGCUCUUGUGCCCUCAGCUCAUGGGGAUGAGCUUUACCGUCCUGCAAGCUUUUGCUUGCUUCUUUUCAAGUAACCCUCCCGGUAACUUUGAAACAUAUUAAAAGUCUUCUUAUAUUUGAGGAAACAGGAAACGGAGGCGCAGAGAUGGGUGACUGGCCCAGGAUGUCCUGUUACCACUUCUCUGCGGGAUUGAUCUUCUGCCCGACGACUCCCAGGGCCAUGGCGGAUGGACGUUCUAGACGGCGUUCUCUUUUCUCCGCAGAUCUUGGCCUCCACCUCCAGUGCUCAACUCCACCGAGGAUGCUGUGUCAGCAUGUUUGCUGGUUUGGCCAGAAGCUGGUGCGCAGGCGGCCCCUGGGGCCGAGGGAGGGGGCUGAGAGUCGCUUGGCCCGGUGCCUGAGCACUCUCGAUCUGGUGGCCUUGGGCGUGGGCAGCACCCUGGGAGCGGGUGUGUACGUCCUGGCGGGUGAAGUGGCCAGGGACAAAGCCGGGCCCGCCAUCACCGUCUGCUUCCUGGUGGCCGCCCUGUCUUCUGUGCUGUCCGGGCUCUGCUAUGCGGAGUUUGGGGCCCGCGUGCCGGGCUCUGGCUCUGCGUAUCUCUACAGCUAUGUCACAGUGGGACAAUUGUGUGCUUUCGUCACUGGCUGGAACCUCAUACUCUCCUAUGUCAUCGGUGCCGCCAGCGUGGCCAGGGCCUGGAGCUCCGCCUUCGACGACUUGAUUGGGAACCAGGUCUCUCGGCUCCUGAAGGGAGGUUUUUCACUGCACGUCCCCCACGUGCUGGCCACACACCUGGACUUCUUCGCGCUGGGCCUGGUGUUGCUCCUCACUGGACUCCUGGUCCUGGGAGCUAGCGAGUCGGCCCUGGUUACCAAGGUGUUCACGGGCGUGAACCUUUUGGUUCUUAGCUUCGUCAUCCUCUCUGGCUUCAUGAAGGGAGAUCUGCACCAUUGGCAGCUCACUGAACAGGACUACAAACUGGCCAUGUCUGCAUCCAAUGACUCUUCUAGCUUGGGCCCUCUGGGUUCUGGAGGGUUUAUGCCUUUUGGCUUUGAGGGGAUACUCCAUGGAGCAGCGACGUGUUUCUACGCAUUCAUUGGUUUUGAUUGCAUUGCCACUACAGGGGAAGAAGCCCAUAAUCCUCAGCGUUCCAUCCCCUUAAGCAUCAUAAUCUCACUCUUCAUCUGCUUUUUGGCGUAUCUUGGUGUCUCGGCUGCACUUACCCUCAUGAUGCCCUACUACCAGGUCCAUCCCAGGAGCCCCUUGCCACAGGCAUUUCUCCAUGUGGGAUGGGCCCCUGCCAGAUACACCGUGGCUACUGGAACCCUCUGUGCUCUUUCAUCCAGCCUCCUGGGUACCAUGUUCCCCAUGCCUCGAGUGAUCUACGCAAUGGCAGAUGAUGGGCUCCUUUUCCGGGGACUCGCCUGGAUUCAUCCCCGCACACACACCCCUAUCAUGGCCACCAUAGUGUCUGGAACUUUUGCAGCAUUCAUGGCAUGCCUCUUCGAGCUCAGUGAUCUUGUGGACCUCAUGUCAAUUGGGACCCUGCUUGCUUACUCCCUGGUGGUCUUUUCCGUUCUUGUUCUCAGGUACCAGCCAGACGAGAAUUUAAGCAAGAACGAGAAAACAGAGGUGGAAAUAAGUGAGAUAAAGUCUGCACCUCAAGCAGGUUCUUCACAAUCUGUACCUGAAGCAGGAACCGCACAGGAUCUGCCGAGUCUGCAUAACCGGGUCAACACCACCCCGACUCUGAAAUCUAGCCGCAUUGUCUGUACAUGUACCUUACUGCUUGCUCUCCUGCUGACGAUCCUGUGCCUGAUACUGGUCCAGUGGCCCAGCCAUCUGCUCUCUGCAGACCCGGUGUAUACCACAGGGGCCGUGUUGCUCCUGAUGCUCAUUAUUGGGCUCACUUUCAUCAUCUGGAGACAGCCCCAGAACCCCACUCCCCUUCACUUCAAGGUCCCCGCUUUGCCUGUGCUCCCACUGCUGAGCAUCUUUGUGAAUGUUUACUUGAUGAUGCAGAUGACUGCUGGGACCUGGGCCCGAUUUGGCAUCUGGAUGGUGAUUGGAUUUGCCAUAUACUUUGGAUAUGGGAUCCGACACAGUUUGGAGAAGGACAGUGAUCAACAGCCACCAGUCUCCAGCUCCCAAACUCUUGACAAAAGCAUCCCGAGAUUUGCCAUAUACUUUCGAUAUGGGAUCCGACAUAGCUUGGAAAAGGACAAUGAUCAACAGCCACCAGUCUCCAGCUCCCACACUCUUGACAAAAACAUCCCGAGUGCUGAAUUAGCUUAA